CAUUACUACGAGGCUGCCAUUAUGGGUGAAGAGAGGAAUUCAACAAAUUAUUCUACUGCUUACUAGUUGAAAUGGUGACAGAAUUGUUAUGGGUGUUUCUUGAUUUUUUAUGCUUGCUAACUGUUAAUCACAACUCUCAAGGACUCUGCAUUUUCAGGCCUCCCAUUGCUCCUUCUUCCACCUUUUUACAUGAUUAAUUAAUUUCUUUCAUACCCAAUAAAUAAUUAAGAUUCUACUAUUCAAGACAAGAUAUUAUAAAGAAUCAAUAAAGAUGAGGAAGGAGAUCAAAACCCAGUUCAGUUCCUUUUAGAAACACCAUACGUACACUUUCCUAGCUGCUAACUGUAAACUCCUCAAGGACAGAAAUUCCAUUAAUGUUGGAGAGAGCAGCAUGUGGGAGCAUUAAGUCCAGGUACCCCACCUUUCAGAUUUUUAGCUUCAAACACAGCACUCAGCUUUUUUAUGUUAUGCUUAAUACUCUUGCUGUUCUUUUUUUGCUCAUCUGCCUCCUCAACAAUCCAAUGAAAACAGCUUCUUAUGGGAUUUCAUCACUCUUAUGACUGCAUUCCCCCUGCAUGUUCUUCGUUUCCGCUUGAUGGUGCUUUGCACCUUGCUUCAAAACCAAACACUCUGGCAAGUUCCGACUUCCAGAUUUUGAAUCCAAGGCUUUGCACAUCUUCUUCAUAGAAAAUAACAAGAACCCAGAUCUUAGUUUAUUCUGGUUUUGAUUUAAUCAGACAAGCAGACACCAUUUUACUUUCUCAGUAAAAAUGAAAAGGGAGAAGUUGAUGAUGGGGACUUUUGGCUUGGUUUUGUUAUUGUGUCUUACAUGGAAUAUGUUCCUGUUGGGUACCUGCCAACUCCAAUCCUCUCAAGCACAAGUUCUUCUUCAGCUUAAAAAGCAUUUAGAAUACCCAAAGCAGCUAGAGAUGUGGUAUGAUCGUCGGACAGAUUUUUGUUCUUUGGCUUCGUCGCCACACCUAAACAUCACAUGUAAUUUCAGCUCUGUGACAGGACUCAGAAUCAUGGGUGAUAAACAUGUGAAGCUGAGUGAACUUGAUGGUUUUUCACUUUCAAACCAGACACUAUCAGAGAGAUUCUCCAUGGAUUCCUUUGUCACUACUCUAUCAAGACUGACAGGGCUAAGAGCUCUUAGUUUGGUGUCUUUGGGCAUAUGGGGUCCCCUUCCUGAUAAGAUUCAUAGGUUAUCUUCACUUGAGUAUCUGGAUUUGAGUUCUAAUUUUCUCUUUGGUUCCAUUCCUCCGAAGAUUUCCACAAUGGUGAGACUUCAGACUGUUAUAUUUGAUGACAAUUUCUUGAAUGACACGGUUCCUGGCUGGGUCAAUUCCUUAUCCAAUCUGACAGUUCUUAGUUUGAGGAACAAUAGGUUGAAUGGCCGGUUGCCUGAUCUUAGUAGCUUAAGUAAGCUUCGAGUGUUGGAUUUGAGCAGCAACAAUUUAGAUUCUAAGUUACCCACAUUGCCUAAAGGGCUACUCAUGGCUUUCCUUAGUAACAACUCCUUCUCAGGAGAGAUUGAUCAGAAGCAAUAUAGCUGGCUAAGUAAGGUUCAACACAUAGAUAUUUCCUCCAAUCGACUCAGUGGAACACCUCCUGCAGCACUUUUCUCACUGCCAAAUAUUAGCUAUUUGAAUUUGGCAUCAAAUAUGUUGAGUGGUUCACUUCCAAGUGAUCUACAGUGUGGCAGCAAACUUGAAUUUGUCGACAUAUCAAACAAUAGGUUCACAGGAGAAGUGCCUUCUUUGAGCAGUGACCUGGAAGACAGUGUUUAAGCUUGGUGGAACUGUCUAUCCAUGACAUACAUCAUCAGCAUGCAGAAUCAUAUGCAUAGACACGGACACAAAGGGGAUACAUCAGGGGGAAGAAACAUUGGGGUUUUAGUGGGUUUGGUUGUAGCAAUCUUUGCUGUUGGGGUGCUUUUGGCUUUUGGCUUCCUCGUUGUGUUUAGAAGUUAUUGCGCACGAGGGAUAUCAGAGCAGCAUUUGCUGCAUAAAUCAGUGCAAGAUAAUUUAGCAGCAGGGUUCUCUUCUGAACUCCUAACAAAUGCAAGGUUUAUCUCCGAAGCAGCAAAGAUGGGUACAGAAGGUAUCCCAGCAUGUAGGCAGUUUACUUUAGAAGAGUUAAUGGAAGCCACAAACAGUUUUCAUAACUCUACCAUUAUUGGUGAAGGAUCAUAUGGAAAGCUUUACAAAGGAAGAUUGGAGAAUGGGACACAAGUUGCUAUAAGGUGUCUACCCUCGUCAAAGAAAUUUACGAUUCGAAAUCUGAAACUCAGGUUGGAUUUGCUUGCAAGGCUUCGCCAUCCGCAUUUGGUUUACCUUCUGGGACACUGCAUGGAUAAUGGCGGACGGGAUGAUUACAAUGUGAACAAAGUUUUUCUUGUAUACGAAUACAUGCCAAAUGGAAAUUUCAGCACUCAUCUUUCUGAAACUAACCCAGGAAAGAUUCUUAGUUGGCCAGAAAGAUUGGCAGUCUUACUGGGUGUUGCUAAGGCUGUGCACUUCUUGCAUACUGGAGUUAUUCCUGGUUUCUUCAAUAACAAAUUGAAGACACAUAACAUCUUGCUCAAUCAGCAUCAACUGGCAAAGUUAAGUGAUUACGGGCUUGCAAUAAUUUCAGAAGAUAAUAACCAUCAUGAGGCAAAAGGAGACCACCUCAAUUCCUGGCAAAUGACCAAGUUAGAAGAUGAUAUUUUCAGUUUUGGAUUUAUAUUACUCGAGUCUCUGGUUGGACCUUUAGUCUCUGCAAAGAGAGAGAUGUUUCUGCGGGAUGAAUUGGCAUCCUUCGACAGCCAGGAAGGUCGAAUAAAAGUUGUGAAUCCAACUGUUCUGGCAACUUGCUCACAAGAAUCUCUGUCAAUUGUGAUAUCCGUAAUGAAGAAAUGCAUUGUACCUGAGUCGAGUCGUCCUUCCUUUGAAGACAUUUUAUGGAACUUACAGUAUGCUGCUCAGAUCCAGGCAACAGCAGAUGGUGACCAAAGAUUCAACAAUGCCUCAUAAUGAUAGAGUUCUACAUCUUCAAAGAAUCACCUAAAUCAUCUACUCCCUUUCCUUCUUUCUUCCUUCGUAGUGAGGAAAGUAGAUAGCCUAGCAGCAACUGUGAGAGUUCUUGUCAACAAAUGGACAGUUACAAAUUAGUAUCAUCAUUUCCAUUAAGAACUCAUUGUAUAUAUAGGCUCUUGUUUUGCAUCAACUGCAAAUUAGACAACCAAUUAAUGGGAAAGAAAGAUUUUCUAUGCC
Molecule: messenger RNA, 3257 nt
Organism: Carica papaya (papaya)
Lineage: Eukaryota; Viridiplantae; Streptophyta; Magnoliopsida; Brassicales; Caricaceae
Product: Leucine-rich repeat protein kinase family protein
Biological process (GO): protein phosphorylation
Molecular function (GO): protein kinase activity; receptor serine/threonine kinase binding; ATP binding
Source: RefSeq, a predicted model, not a curated record